Molecule: messenger RNA, 3804 nt
Organism: Tupaia belangeri chinensis (Chinese tree shrew)
Lineage: Eukaryota; Metazoa; Chordata; Mammalia; Scandentia; Tupaiidae
Gene: FAM171B
Product: family with sequence similarity 171 member B
Source: RefSeq, a predicted model, not a curated record
AUGGCCAUGAUGCAGGAAAGCCUCUGUGAUGGAAACCCUGGCUGUCAAGGGUCUACUUUAACUAGUGCCACCGUAUGUGUUGUAGCAGGCUCCGACCUCAGCCUCAUCCAACAGCAGCAGCAGCAAAAGCAGCGAGAGGAGGCUGAGGAGGACAGGCCAGAAGUGCCUGGAGCAUCCUCCACCGUGGUGGUUCCAGUGUCUGUAUUUAUGCUGAAAGUCCAGGUGAAUGACAUCAUCAGCCGUCAGUACUUGAGCCAAGCAGUUGUGGAAGUGUUUGUGAACUACACGAAGACAAAUUCCAUAGUAACUAAAAGCAAUGGAGCAGUGUUGAUAAAAGUACCCUAUAAAUUGGGACUCAGCUUAACUAUUAUUGCAUACAAAGAUGGCUAUGUGUUGACCCCUCUGCCUUGGAAGACUGGAAGGAUGCCAAUAUAUUCAUCAGUUACACUUUCACUGUUCCCGCAAAGCCAAGCAAAUAUAUGGCUAUUUGAAGAUACUGUUUUAAUUACUGGAAAAUUAGCUGAUGCCAAAUCUCAACCCAGUGUUCAGUUUUCAAAAGCCUUAAUUAAACUCCCUGACAACCAUCAUAUUAGCAAUGUUACUGGCUAUCUUACAGUUCUACAGCAGUUUUUGAAAGUUGACAAUUUUCUGUAUACAACUGGAAUUACUCUCAGUAAACCAGGUUUCGAAAACAUUGAAUUGACUCCUCUUGCUGCAAUAUGUGCGAAAAGAUUGAAAGAGUUGAAAGUGGAUGGCUCCAUUCAAGUUUCUCUCCCCCUUCUACAUACAAAUGAUGUGAGCACAGGGGAUCGGAUACCAGCUUGGACAUUUGAUAUGAACACGGGUGCUUGGGUGAAUCAUGGCUGGGGAAUAGUCAAGGAAUAUAACAAUCAUUUAAUUUGGACAUAUGAUGCACCACAUUUGGGAUACUGGAUAGCAGCUCCACUUCCAGGAACGACAGGUUCAGGUAUCAGUGAGGAUUCGAAGGACUUAACAGCCUACCACACGGUGUUUCUUACAGCCAUAUUAGGAGGGACGACAGUCAUUGUCAUUGGUUUUUUUGCGGUACUUCUUUGUUAUUGCAGGGAUAAGUGUGGUACUCCACAGAAAAGAGACAGAAAUAUCACUAAACUCGAGGUCCUCAAGAGAGACCAGACAACGUCAACAACACACAUAAAUCACAUCACUUCAGUCAAAGUUGCUUUAAAAGCUGAGGACAAGACACAGUUAUUCAACUCCAAAAACUCCUCAUAUAGCCCUCAAAAAAAGGAACCAUCAAAGGCAGAAGCAGAAGAAAGAGUUCCCAUGGUGAAAACGCGGGACAAUUUUAAAAUCUAUAAUGAAGAUGUUUCAUUUCUAUCAGUCAAUCAAAAUAAUUACUCAAGAAACCCAACACAGUCUGUGGAGUCCGGUGCAGGGUCAAUCCAAUCUAAACAUAUUACCAGCAAUCUAUCUUCAUCUUUAGCUGAUGCUCAAGAGGAAAAGAGGUAUCUGGCAGGUAAUGAGGAGGUAUAUGGGCGCUCCCACAUUCCUGAGCAGCUUAUGCAUAUCUAUAGCCAGCCCAUUGCCAUCCUUCAAACAUCGGACCUUUUCUCCACCCCAGAGCAGUUACAUAGUGCUAAGUCAGCUACUUUGCCAAGAAAAGGACAGUUAGUCUACGGCCAACUGAUGGAACCAGUGAACAGAGAAAACUUCACACAGACGUUGCCCAAAAUGCCAAUGCAUUCUCAUGCACAGCCCCCGGAUGCCAGGGAAGAGGACAUUGUGCUGGAAGGCCAACAGAGCUUGCCAUCCCAGACUUCAGAUUGGAGCCGAUACUCCAAUAGCUUACUGGAAUCUAUCUCUGUUCCUGGGACACUAAAUGAAGCUGUUGUCAUGACUCCAUUUUCAUCAGAGCUUCAAGGAAUUUCUGAACAGACCCUCCUGGAGCUGUCUAAAGGAAAGCCCUCACCCCAUCCCAGAGCCUGGUUUGUGUCUCUGGAUGGAAAGCCAGUGGCGCAGGUGAGGCACUCUUUUAUAGACCUGAAAAAGGGCAAGAGAACCCAGAGCAAUGACACGAGUCUGGACUCUGGGGUGGACAUGAACGAGCAUCAUCCGAAUAGAAAGCUCGAGAGGGAGAAGACGUUCAUCAAAAGCAUGCAUCAGCCCAAGAUUCUUUACUUAGAAGAUUUAGACCUAAGCAGCAGUGAGAGUGGAACCACAGUCUGCUCCCCUGAAGACCCAGCCUUAAGGCACAUUCUAGAUGGAGGCAGCGGAGUUAUCAUGGAGCACCCUGGGGAAGAGUCCCCGGGAAGAAAAAGCACUGUCGAAGAUUUUGAAGCCAAUACAUCUCCCACUAAAAAAAGGGCCAGACCACCACUAGCCAAGAGAGAUAGCAAGACUAAUAUCUGGAAGAAGCGAGAGGAACGCCCACUGAUUCCCAUAAACUGAUUUUGAGGUGGCGUGUCUCUGCUGUCUCGUGCUGUUUAUUCUUGCUUCUGUUGUACAUUGCAGUGUGAACUCUUUAGGAAGCUGAGACUGAGCAAUCUCAUGGUCCCUGGACGUGUCUUAAGCAGAGUAAAGUAAUAAUUCAGUAAUCAGAGAGAAAGAUACCAAGAGAUGCUUUCUCUAGCCUGUUUCUGUUUUUGUUUUUGUUUUUUUUUUUUUCAUUUUCUUUUGGGUGAGGAAUUUAAAGUAUCCAACUUCUCAAAAUGUAAAAUAGCAUCAAGAUGUAAGUUAUCUGACAAUAUCGCUCAGUCAGCCAUUUUGGCCCCGACUCUCCUCAGAACUCAUUGUGAACAUGUGUACUUUUAAAGUUGCUUCCAAAAAUGUUGCUUCUGCCUCGGUGACUACCCCGUGGGACAUAUGGAAAUGAAACCGUCUUCUUCAGGCAUCAUAUUCUUGUGAAAUGUCACUAUUAUGUGCUCUUCUGCCUAUACUUGAAAAUAACUUGAUAAAUGUUCUGGACUGAUGUUAUUCUAGAGUUUAAAGAUCAAGCAACACUUUCUUUGUUGCGAUAAAUGGCAUAUGCAUUGUAUCAUUCCAAAAGUACAUCCUACACUCACUUAAGGUGGUAAGGAGCUACUUAGUUGUUAGGGAGAAUUCAGCUCUUUGGUUGUUUUGGGAUAUAACUUCUAAAUAAUUUCUUCUUUAGAAAUUUGAGAAACGAAUGUUCUAAAACUGGGCUUUUAUUUUAGAAUGUGUCUGCCUCAAAAAUGAAGUGAGCUUAGCUAUCGUGAAAAACUUUUUUUUAUGAAUAUGAAAACAUAAUCUGUGACUUUAAUUUAAAGUUCCCUGAUACAUACAGUCCAAGAGCAAAUUUUUAAAAACAUAUUUCAUAUAUUUCAAAAAAUCAAACUCAAUACUUAAGGGCUAUCAAAGUUUCUUGUGACACCAAAAAUUCACAAAAUAUGUAGAGCUAAAAUAACAUUUCAGUUCUUUCCUGAAGUAGAGGUGAACAGAAAAGGAAAGGCCAUUUUCCUGAGGCCUAAAAAUGCCUUUAUAAUAUUACUUGUAUCUCCAGAUGUUGAUAUUCAUAAAGGAUGUUUGACAAAAACAAUUUCAGUUUCAAGGGAAAGGUAAAAGUUUUUCCUUAAAUGACUUAUAGCUUUUGCAACAUUUGCCCCGAAGCCCUGUUUUGGGAGUAGUAUAUUCAUAUUCUUCUCAUCAUAGCAAAGACUCAGUGUGAACACAUUCAACAGCUGUUUUGUUACAUCUUCAACUCUGAAUUACUAUUCAUAUGUCCUACAAGUGAAAGCUCUUUUCAAACAUUUUUUAAAAAUUAUUUUAUUUAAUUUUAUUCAUUGUCAUUAUUUUAUUUUUUAA